UAUUUCACCAAGUCAAAGGUGAGGUUUUUGAGGGGGUUUAAGGUAGAAGCCGCCAUUGAAGGUGCCUUCGCAUUCCUCCAUCUCCCCUGCUCCCGGCCACUGAAACCCUAGCAACUAUCAUCCCCUUACCACCGAGCUCGCCGAGCACAGCCAUGUCCUCUCCCGAUCCGCAGCUGCCUGAUCCUCAGCCUUCCGAUCUUCCUCCCGCCGACCAAAGAACCGUAGAGACGGGACCUCCCCAGCCCGACGCGGAGUCUGCUGAAUCAGAGCAGGUAGAGGGAGAUGAUGAAGAGGGGGAGGGGGAAGGAGAGUGCGGAUUUUGCCUGUUCAUGAAGGGCGGCGGCUGCAAGGACUCGUUCAUUGACUGGGAGAAGUGCAUCGAGGAGGCGGAGAAGAACAAGGAGGACAUCGUGGAGAAGUGCUUCCAGGCCACCGCCGCCCUGAAGAAGUGCAUGGAGGCUCACGCCGACUACUACGAGCCCAUCCUCAGGGCCGAGAAGGCCGCCGAGGAGGAGGCCGUGCGGGAACUGGAGAAGGAAGCUGCAGCUAAAGAUUCCGAGACGCAGGGGAAGUCCGAGGAGCGGGUUGAGGUCUUGGAGGUUCCGGGUAACGAGGGACGGGUUUCAGCUCAAUGAUCCUUGUUUUUCGAUUUUUUUUGGCUCGUUGCUGUGCUAAUCUGCCAUGAUUGUGGCAUCUGAAGCAUUGCUCAAUCUUAGGGUUUAGAUUUUUGUGGACGCAUUGAAAAUGCUGAUAGAAGAUGAGACAAACAUUAUAAUCAAAAGGAAAUUUUUUGCUGUCUACUAGGUUUAUUCGGAAUAAUUGUAUUUGAAUACAAAUUGAGGCUGUGAAUUCAGCUGAGCGAUGCUUUACCUUGUCAAAGUUCUGAACUUCUGUGUUCAUUUAUUCUAAGAUUCAUCGUGCCCUUCGUAUU
This is a messenger RNA of Punica granatum (pomegranate), 931 nucleotides long. The record is from RefSeq and is a predicted model, not a curated record. Lineage: Eukaryota; Viridiplantae; Streptophyta; Magnoliopsida; Myrtales; Lythraceae.